Molecule: messenger RNA, 906 nt
Organism: Penicillium mononematosum
Lineage: Eukaryota; Fungi; Ascomycota; Eurotiomycetes; Eurotiales; Aspergillaceae
Gene: nscB
Product: metallo-beta-lactamase type thioesterase nscB
Exons: 2
Coding region: 1-906 (301 amino acids)
Biological process (GO): secondary metabolite biosynthetic process
Source: RefSeq, a predicted model, not a curated record
AUGUCCCCUCCGAAAGUGUGGAUGCAGCCAGGCUGGCAGGAAUAUCUAUCGGCACGAAACGCUGGACUGCCAUAUCUCCCAGCUGUCGCAGAACUCAGCACAGAGGUGGUGCGCAUACUCGGCGGAAACCCAGGAGACAUGCAACUACAAGGAACCAAUACAUACCUAGUUGGAAGUGGCCAGAAACGGAUUUUGAUAGAUACAGGACAAGGGUGUCCAAUCUGGCUCACCACUCUGGUCAACUAUCUUGACCAACACCAGUUGAGCAUCUCCCAGGUACUGCUGACCCACUGGCAUACCGAUCAUACCGGUGGUCUCCCGGCGCUACUAGCGCAGUAUCCACAGCUGGCCACGGCGGUCUACAAGGCCCAUCCGGACCAGAACCAACAUUCGAUUCGCAAUGGGCAGACUUUUACUGCUGAAGGAACUACGCUACGAGCGUUGUUCACGCCCGGACAUAGUCAAGACCACAUGUGCUUUGUCUUGGAGGAAAGCGGCGCCAUGUUCACAGGUGAUAAUGUGCUUGGACAUGGAAGCAGUGUUGUUGUGGAAGACCUAGGACGAUACAUGAAAAGUUUGCAAGUCAUGACCCAAAGUGCGCGCAAUGAAGAGAUAACAGUUGGAUACCCUGGGCAUGGUGCCGUGAUUGACGACCUACCAGCCAAACUCGUAGUCUGGAGCAGACACUGGGAACUACGAGAAAAGAAAGUCUUAUCGGCUUUUAUUGGGGGUAAAAACAAGACAAGGACAUCCUUGACGACGCGGGAGAUUAUCAUAUGCCUCUACGGGCUCGAGAUGGAGGCGAUGGCUGGACCGUUUAUAGCGCAGGUUCUGUCGAAACUAGCCGAUGAGGGCAAGGUUGGAUUGGCUGCCGCAGGGCAAGAGAAGAAGUGGUUUCUGCUGUAG